Molecule: messenger RNA, 681 nt
Organism: Acanthocheilonema viteae
Lineage: Eukaryota; Metazoa; Nematoda; Chromadorea; Rhabditida; Onchocercidae
Source: the annotation of a GenBank genome assembly
AUGACCGAAACUGAAUGGGUUAAGAUACCGCAUACAUUUCAAGUACACUCGUAUAAACGACCAACGGUAUGUCAGUAUUGCAAGAAGUUAUUGAAGGGUUUAAUACGACAAGGACUACAAUGUCUUGAAUCUAUGAAAAAUAGUUUUGGUGGUAGUAUGAAGAAUUUACGGAUGUUUAGCGACCCAUAUGAUUCAGAUAACGACGAUGACGAUAAAAGUUCGGUAGGACCACCUGAAAAUCUUGAUAAUUCUGCAGUAACGAUAAAAUCACAUCACGGCAGGGCUCAAACAACUCCAAGUGCUCCCCUGAGAGCAACCGAUAUCAAAAAUAAUGAUCAGAAUGUACCGCGCAACGAUGUUGACAUUCUGAUCGAUUCACAGAACAUUCCGCUGAUGCGAAUUGUCAUGUCGAAGAAGCAAACUAAGCCUUAUAAGGCCAAGAUAUUGGAGGAAGGCUGGAUGAUGCAUUACACAAAUCGUCAAACCACGCGUAAGAAGCAUUACUGGCGUCUGGAUACAAAAGCAGUCGUUCUUUAUAAGGAUGACUUGUCGACAAGAUUCUACAAAGAAAUCCCGUUAAGUGAAAUAUUGGAUGUGAAGUAUACACCUAAUAAUAAUCUCGAAAAUACAGCUAAUUUAUUAGAAAUUCGAACCCGAACAUCUACUUACUACAUGAGUUAG